This is a messenger RNA of Diospyros lotus (date-plum), 2264 nucleotides long. RefSeq lists its product as uncharacterized. Gene Ontology annotation, cellular component: nucleus. The record is from RefSeq and is a predicted model, not a curated record. Gene Ontology annotation, biological process: regulation of DNA-templated transcription. Lineage: Eukaryota; Viridiplantae; Streptophyta; Magnoliopsida; Ericales; Ebenaceae. The coding region runs from base 253 to 1827 and encodes 524 amino acids. The transcript is spliced from 13 exons.
CAAGGAUGUAUAUCAAUAGAAAUGUGAAGGAUCCAUACGCUCUGCAAACUCGAGGACCAAAAGUGAGAAGCACCCAACAACCAAAAGCUAUGUGAAGGAUUCCUGAGUGCUGCAAAUAGAAAGCACUUUCAAGGUACAUAUACACGCCAUCAAAUUCAGGCUCUCCCGCCACCGCAAACAGGACGACUGCGCGUCUGAUCUGAAAUAUUUGCCGUCCAGUUUCCGACCAACUGCAAGAAGAAUCGGCGGCAAAUGGCGGCGGCGGCGGCUGCUGCUUCAGUCUUCGUAUCCAUUCAGGACUCAGCUAAUCAGCAGAGCAGGACCGGCGACCGCGACCGCGACCUCGACCGCGACGAGAACAAGAAGGAAGAAAAUUCUUCUCUGCGCGUGGGGAAGACUUGUCAUCAGUGUCGUCAGAAAAUCACAAAUAUUUUUGGAUCAUGCAAGAAUCACAAGAAGGACCGGCCAUGUACUAUGAAAUUUUGUCGUAAAUGCCUCUUUAACAGAUAUGGAGAAAAGGCAGAAGAAAUGGUAGCGUUGGAGGACUGGAGUUGUCCGAAGUGCAGAGGCAUCUGCAAUUGCAGCGUCUGCAUGAAGAAACGUGGCCACCAGCCCACUGGUAUACUGGUGCACACAGCAAAAGCAGAAGGUUUUUCCUCUGUUUCAGAGCUGCUCCAUGUUAAAGGUCCUGAAAGUUUUGGUAGGGCCAAUAUUGUGAAAGCUGUGGAUGGUAACCAAGAAGAUGAUGAAAUUUUGCUGAAGGAGAGUAAUCCCAAAGCCAAAAGGCAAAGAAUUUCUAAGGAAGGGUUAAUAGAGAUCCAAGAUGGCAACCGGGGAACUAGGAGUUCAUUGAAAGAGACUAAAUGCAUUGGUGAAGACAUCUCAUUGCCCGAGGGCACUGAGUUGAUAACUGUAGCUGGCAUUGACCUACCGCCAAGGGAUGUAGGCUAUGGCUUGCAAUUCUUGGAAUUCUGUGCUGCUUUUCAGGAGAUUCUUGUUUUGAAGGAAGGGGAACCUGUAUAUUUGCUUCAAGAGCUAAUACAUGGGGGACGUGGGUGCCAAGGAAAAUAUUCUCCAGUUGUCCAGUUUCACAUCAAGUUACUGUCGCUGAUACUAGAGGACCUGAGUGGCGACUCUUCAAAGAUAACUUCAAAACAUGGCAAGGAUUCUUGGCUGCAUGUUUUACGGAAUUGUAUCUUCAGAUCCCAUUUUGCAUGGGAAAAACUGAAGCUAGAAGGGUUUGGCUGGGAAGCUGAGGAUUAUAGUAGUUUAGACUCCUCAAAAAGGCUUAGGAUCUUGGCUUUUCUAUGCGAUGAAAUUCUUUGCACCAAAAAAAUUAGGAACUGGAUAGAUGAUCAAAAUUCAAAUUUUUUUGAAAAGAUUAAAGCAGCAAAAGAAAGAGUUCGUGCUGCAAAACAUAAGGAGGAAGAAUUGAAGCAAAAGAUGCAGGACGAGGUGUGCAAAGCUAUCAUUUCACAUAAUGGUGCUCCUCUUUCAGUUGCUGAGAAUGAAGCUUCUGUUUCACGCUUUAAAAUUGAAGCAGCUCAAGCUCAUGCUGAAUUGCUGGAGUUGAAAGAUAUGGUACCUAAUGAGGACGAAAGAUCUGAUUCUCUUAGGACAGAACCAAUCCUUUUGGGCAUUGCGGGGCACAAAUAUUGGAAAUUAAAAGGAAGUUCUGACAAUCCUACUAUUCUCCUCCAAGAUGUGAGAACCAAGGACUCGGAUGAGUCUGGUGACAAGUGGUUCACCUUUGACGUCGAGCAGGAAAAAGAGAUUCAAAAAUCCAUUUCUUCUUUAAGGAAAAGAAGGUCUGGAAAGAAUUCCUGAUGGACCUAUCUUCUAAAAUUAGCAAAGCGGCCUAAUUUAAUUAAUCUGCUGCCAUUUAGUCAAUGCAAUUAAGCAGGUGGGAUUGAAGAUGAUCGAUGGAUUCUGAUUGCAAAUCUGUUCUAAAUUGCUCGAGGCUCCAAGCUCCGAAUAAAAAAUAAAAAACUUACUGAAAAAGCUGAUAUAUUUUGAUGAUUGGACUCUCUAAAUCCUGCUAUACCUUUAUGAACCUUAUUUGUUUUGACGGUUGAAUUGUGUAAAUAUUAAGUUGUUACUGAAUUUGAUAUAUUGUAAAUUGUAAUUCAUAUAAUUUUUUUCUGAAGAGAAUUGGAGAUAAUAUUUGGACACUCACUUGUGACAUUUUUGAGUAGUAUAUUAAUACAUAAAUAUUACAAGUGAGUGUCAAAAUUGCGUGUCCCUCUUUUCUAAUUCACAAGUCU